AUGCAAGUAGUUAAAAUAAGUAUCUUCUCUUUCGGUCUUGUCUGUGCAGUGAUUGGCGAAUGUACGAUGAUUUUUAUUGUCUCAAUGAUGAUUUGCCGUCGAUCAAUUAUGAAAAUAGAACGUAUCGAUUACUUACUUUUUCUGCAUUUAUACGCCUGUCUUCUGGUCAGUUACCUGCUCUUUAUGGAUAAAUGUGUCUAUUCAAUCAUUGGCCAUAUCUAUCCCCACGUGUCAUACGAUGGAUGGUGGUGCCGCAUAAAAGCCUAUCUGGUUUAUUCGAACGCAGGCAUGUAUUUUUAUACCGUUUUGCUUCAAGCUACCUAUCGAUUUAAUCGCAUAGUUUAUCCAACAAAGAUUAAGCUACAAUCAUUCCGUUUGUAUGUUCUAUUAUCAAUUAUUCAGACGCUUAUGGCUUUCGGCCAAGUAUGUCCGAGUCUAAUUACAGGUGAUAUCGAUUAUUUAGUUAACGACUAUCUCUGCCAAUUUGCUCCAACGAAUGUCAGUGGCUCUUUAUUUAUUUGCUCAGUGGCUUUUCUCUUUCCGUUUACCGUUACUAUAUUGCUAUACAUUUGGACCAUGCAUCAUGUUCGAAAACGAGGUGCUCUGGUCAUUCAUAGUAAUCAACGAGUACGCGUUCGUCGUGAUAUGACUAUAAUGACGCGUUUAGUUGUUCUUCUGACAUUUCUAACUACAGUUGCUGCACCACAUGAUCUCAUUCCGAUUUUUUAUGCUCUGACCGGAUGUAUUCCAUUGUGGACAGUUCCAUUCGAAUGGACGUUGACUAUUUUUGCACUCGUGUCAGUAACUACUGUUCAGCUUGCAACAUCUCCUUAUCUGAAAAGAUUGUUCCGCCGAUCGCCUCGCGUCGAACCGGUUAUAUGGUUUCGUACCCUCCAUGCAAGGAACUUUUUGGAAAUACAAUAA
This is a messenger RNA of Adineta ricciae, 924 nucleotides long. Lineage: Eukaryota; Metazoa; Rotifera; Eurotatoria; Adinetida; Adinetidae. The record is from the annotation of a GenBank genome assembly.